AUGGGGAUUGAAUUUCCAAAAGUGAGGGUUAACUCCUUGAUCAAUGCUCAAACGCGAAACUGGGAUGUGGACUUGCUGCAAGCUUUGUUCAAGCCUGAAGAGGUUCAGCUAAUUCGGGGCAUUUCACUUGGUGAUGUUUCAGCUAGAGAUAAAAUGAUAUGGCCUCAUACACAAUCUGGAACCUACACGGAAGAAAUUUGUGAUCAUUGCAAGUCACAUUCAGAGGACAUAGUUCAUGCCUUGUGGCUGUGUCCGUGUUUGAACGAGGUUUGGGAAGCUGAUACGGGUUGGAGUUUCAGGAACACUGUCCGUUGGGAUGACUUCCAAAAGCUCAUACUACAUGUUGAAGAGGUCGGGCUCGACCUGGAUUUGUUCGCCAUGAUCAUUUGGCUUUUGUGGCAUCGGAGAAACCAGAUCAAAGUUGGUAAUUCAGCCACUUCACUCGGUCAGAUAGUUGCCUGUGCUCGACAGCAGUUGCAAGAUUACAACCUGGUGCAACCAAUGAAGCCAGCGACUGAGUCGGCCAAUCUCCACACAGCAGUGACCUGGUCUCCUCCACGAGCUCCCUUCCUGAAGAUUAAUUACAAUGGCGCAGUGUUCCAGGAUUCAAACAGUGCAGGUUUAGGGGCUGUGAUCCUUGACAGUGUGGGUGGUGUGCUUGCCUCACUAGCAGAGAACAUUCCUCUUCCUCAGACGGUAGCAGACAUGGAGGCAGCAGCUGUAAGAAGAGCCAUCAUGCUUGCAACAGAUCUCAAUCUUAGCUCGAUAGUACUAAAGGGAGAUUCAGAAAUCAUCACUAGAGCAAUUCAAGCGGAGGAGCAGUCCCUAGCUUCCUAUGGUAAUCUCAUUGAGGAGAUUAGAUUACAUGUAGACUCUUUUCUCAAUUUUAGAAUUACUCAUGUUAAAAGAAAAAGGAAUUCUGUAACUCAUAGACUUGCUAGACAUGUUAGCGAUUUAGUGGUUUGGAUGGAGGAGGUUCCCUCCCACAUUUUACCUGUACUUUUAACCGAAGCUGGCUAA
Messenger RNA from Quercus lobata, 1020 nucleotides. RefSeq lists its product as uncharacterized. NCBI's taxonomy places the organism in Eukaryota, Viridiplantae, Streptophyta, Magnoliopsida, Fagales, Fagaceae. Gene Ontology annotation, molecular function: RNA-DNA hybrid ribonuclease activity; nucleic acid binding. The transcript has 2 exons. The coding region runs from base 1 to 1020 and encodes 339 amino acids. The record is from RefSeq and is a predicted model, not a curated record.